Molecule: messenger RNA, 1215 nt
Organism: Cuscuta epithymum
Lineage: Eukaryota; Viridiplantae; Streptophyta; Magnoliopsida; Solanales; Convolvulaceae
Source: the annotation of a GenBank genome assembly
CAUAAAACAUUACGGAGUAUAAGACUACUCCAGUGAAGCAAUCCAUGACAUUACGAAGUCCGAAAUAACAUGGGAUUGCUUGAGGUUAGGCGGUGAAGCAAUCAACAUAAGAAGCAAUCCAUCAGUUUCCCUAACAAUCCAUCAACAUUGACAAGGAAGCUCCAAACCAUUCGAUAUCUAAACGAUACGGAGGCGGCAAAUUUACGAAUCUGAAAAACAUCGAGCCAUGGCAAAGAGGCUGUUCACCGGCGAAUUGAAGCGGAGCUUUCUAAUUAAAAUAAAAAAAAAACUACAGCAGAAUUUACGGAGAAGCUGUGAAGUUGUUAAUCCCGGAGCAGGUGAAGGCAUGAGUGCUGCUGCUGAUUUGGGGCUAUUGUUGAGGGGGGAGGGUGGUAAUGAAGACAUAUUGUUGGAGAUACUAUCUAGGCUACCAAAUAGUCGAAUUGCGAUUCAAGCAGGGCUGGUUUGUCACCUUUGGCAUUCCCUCAUCUCCCAGCAGCACUUUAUUCCCAGGUUCAUAGGCCUCCAGGAACAAAAGAAGAAAGAGCAGCCUUAUUCCAUCAUAUUCCGCAUAGUAGAUGUUUUUGAGCAUGUUGCAGAUGAGUAUUAUCGGCCCAUCUGCAAACUGUUUUCGGAAGAAUCCAUGGUUCUCCACGGGGGAGUAAAGGAAUUAGAGACAGCCACAUCAUGUAGAAGUUAUCCUCCUUCAGGCAGCCACGGCGGCGUCCAGCCGCCUUCACCCAACAUGGUCAUAAGAGCAUCUUGCGGUGACUUGCUGCUGAUGUCGCAAGGUGGACGCGACUAUAUGGGUAAGCCAAACUCCUACUAUCUCUGUAACCCAGUAACCAAACAGUGGCUCCAUCUCCCCCAUGUUUGGUUCGGAGACUUCCUGAUUGGGUUUGCAGUAGUUCGCAUGCCGCCCGCUUGUAACAGCAGUGGCAGUUAUGAAUACAAGGUUGUUUUCAUUCAUUUUCCCCAUGAUUGUGGAGACGAUGAUUUUGCUCGGCGAGGGGACAGUUGGAAGUUUAGGAUGUCCAUUUAUUGUUCAAAGUCAAGAAAAUGGAGUGUUAAUUUAUGGUUUCGAUAUCCUGUACCCAUUACCACCAAGACCCCUAGGUUUUUCAUUAACCCAAUCACUUGUAAUGGAACUAUUUAUUGGUUCAAUUGCGGUGUUGUUCCUGACUAUGUCAUUGCCUGUGAUUUGGCGAAAACCCC